AUGGAUCUGACACGUCAGCUGCCCGAGGACGUGCUCGCCGACGUCCUCCGCCGGGUUGCACCGUGCGGCCUCGCCGCGUGCCGCUGCGCUUGCAAGGCCCUGCGUGCCAUCAUCGACGCCCACCGCUUGCUGCGCGCGGACCUUCUGCCGCUCUCUGUUGGCGGCAUAUUCAUCGACUUCCACAGCGAGCUUUUGUCAGAGUUCUUCGCCCGCCCCUCGACGCGCCCGGCGAUCUCCGGCAGGCUCGAUUACUUGCCCCGUCCCAAUGACUACCAUGGGAGUCGGGAUUCCUACACCAUCGAGGAUCACUGCAAUGGCCUCCUCUUGCUCGAUCGCGAUGACACUUACUACGUGGUUAACCCGGCCACGCGGCAGUGGGAUCCUUUACCAACGCGUCCAUCUACGUUCAAGGAGGAAGAUCCAGGCUUCGUAUACCAACAGUACCUUGUGUUUGAUCCUAUGUUGUCGCCCCACUACGAGGUAUUUCUGAUCCCACAUCCUUGCUUCAAAAGUAGGCCCGGAGAAUAUAAUUACAACAUGUCAGGGGAUGAACUAGACCCUAUCAUGGAGGAAUCUGAAUGGCCACCAUCCGUGCGCGCUUUGCAUGUUUUCUCCUCAAGGUCAGGCUGUUGGGAGGAGAGGUCUUUUAUUCGACAGGGAAAGGCUGCUCGCACCAUAGCUGAUAUGCCACGUUAUGAAUGGUACGACAAACAUUAUGGCGUCUACUACGGGGGUGCACUUUACGUGCACUGCAAAACUGAUUCCGAUAUAUUUGUCAAACAAUAG
Molecule: messenger RNA, 786 nt
Organism: Triticum aestivum (bread wheat)
Lineage: Eukaryota; Viridiplantae; Streptophyta; Magnoliopsida; Poales; Poaceae
Exons: 2
Coding region: 1-786 (261 amino acids)
Molecular function (GO): protein binding
Source: RefSeq, a predicted model, not a curated record